Messenger RNA from Cladophialophora immunda, 2358 nucleotides. RefSeq lists its product as uncharacterized. Bases 1 to 2358 code for a protein of 785 amino acids. The record is from RefSeq and is a predicted model, not a curated record. Gene Ontology annotation, molecular function: zinc ion binding; DNA-binding transcription factor activity, RNA polymerase II-specific. Gene Ontology annotation, biological process: regulation of DNA-templated transcription. The transcript has a single exon. Lineage: Eukaryota; Fungi; Ascomycota; Eurotiomycetes; Chaetothyriales; Herpotrichiellaceae.
AUGGAUAUACAGAUCGCUCCAACUCCAGCGACAUACCUACCUCAAGCCAUGCGCGUGCCAGUGUUUGAUCGCCAUGUUCGGCGCAAGCAGUUUACAAGUUGCGACGCAUGUCGCAGACUUCGACGUUCUUGCGACGCCUUCAAUCGAGGCGCAACUCCACUGCAGCCACAAAACACGACAACCGACUUCCGGGGUUGUUCGGCGUGUGUAAAAGCGGGCAGACGAUGCACGUUCGAAUGGCUCAAGGAUGUGCCAGAGACAACCCUUCCUCGAAGGCUUAAGCGACGAAAUGUUCCGGCGUCGAGGGACAACGACAAUACCCGGGAGACGAACCCCGUCAGAGAGCCGAGUAACAACGGCAUGUACACAUCCAUUCCUCGCCCGACUCUAGAUACCACGCCGACGGACGCGACGCUCUAUCAAGAACUGCAGCAACCUGUGGACUGGGACGCCAUCGCGUUUCAACAGGAAAACUACAUGAACGACUUGUGGGCAGACACCUUUACACAUAACUUGUGGUUCCAUGAUGUCCCUCAAGCCCAAUCAUGUAGCAAACCAUGCACGAAUACCCCCAGAAGCGGCAAAAUGCCCUCCAAUACCUCGCAUGCCAAUUUAGCUGCACUUCCUUCAAAUUCUGGGGGGAUGACGCUGUCAUCUGCCACCCCGCCUCAAUCCUACACCUUUGAGCCUGAAGUGAUGCCAGCGCAGAGAACGACACAGCCUGACAUUGACCUGGACUGGUUUGACCCAACCGAUGAAGAAUUGCCCCAGACCUUCAAUCCUAGCGACUCGUUCAGCCAAGAAAACAGUUCAGACGCGUUUGGCGAGAUACCGAAAACGACCUCGGCUUCACCAACACUGGACGAUCACAUCGUCCAAGUUACCAACAAGCGCCUGAUAUCAACGGAGUUGGUGCAGAUUUACCAUACCAGCAUGGAGAGCUCUAUGGUCUGUUUCCUUUCCGAGUACAACUGUCCCUACAGUAGUGGCAAAGUUUCGCUACUCUACUGUCGCAGAAAUGGCAAGAACUUCUAUCAAUACAAGCCACCAACAUAUCUUCAACGCAUUCAUCAACUCGAACAAGCCUCAGAGCCUCUUCGCGGCAAAAAGCUGACGUCAGGACAAAAGAUUGUGGCGGCAAAAGCUCUCCAGCUUGCAAUCAUGGCUUUCGCAUGCCAAUGGACCCAUGCAUCAGUCUGGCCUCCUCGAUCGCCAAAUGCGAGUUUCUCCGAUGCCAUGAUCGACGAGAUCGGAACCUCGUACGGAUUCGAGCGCUUACUACAGCAGAGCCUUUGGCACGAGGCGCAAAGAUACGUAGAGACUACUGCAUAUAUUGACAGCUUCCGGUCGAUCUUUGCACAGAUUCUAUUUUCCAUGGUUCAGCAACCAUCCUUUUUGAACGACCUCGAGAAGGAAGCACUGGAAAGUCCCGCCCCAUCUCCUAUUUCGGUAGCAAUGAGGUUCGGCGAUCCGGCGACCGAGUCAGAUAGCCCUUUCUCUCGUCAGACGCCCAAAGUGAAACCUGAAGAGCGCAUGUUUCGCCACAAAUACCUAGCCCAGGCUCUGCGGCAUCUUGCGCAGUGGAAGAAGCGUCUGUCAAGGUGGAAGAACAGUUCUGAACUCUCGGCGGCUGCUGAGACCAAAGAUCCGGCACUCCAAAGGGCUGCUAAGGAAAUGGAUGGCUCAUUUCAUCUCCUCUGGUGGUUUGGUGUCAUGUGCGACACCAGUGUGUCGGUGAUCAACGACAAGCCCCUUGUCAUCCCAGAUCAUGAGGUACACACCUACAAAGCGCCGCAGUCUGCCCGCAUUGAAAAUGCUCCGCCGCCUGAGAUACAACCAGGGCAGCAGCGAGCCGAUGAAAGAAGGAGCGACAGCCACGCCGCCUCGAAGCUUCACAUCUGGGAUGUGGACCUCAUGCCAGCCCAACCUUUCCAGGCAUUGAUUUCAGAUGCCGAGUCUGUCAUCCGAGAGGCGUGUCCUUCCAAAGUGCUGAUGUGGCGCAAACUCGGCAGUCUGAAGGCCAUCAUCGACCAGCCCGUCGACCAGGAUCUGACCGAACGACACAUCCGGUCCACGUUACAGGUCUAUGAAUUCUGGCGCAACACGUACGGAGACUUCAUCCAGGAAUGCAUCCGCAACCACCACACGCUCUCGUUCCAGGUGCAGUCCUGGUACGUCAUCCUUGGCUGCCACUUCCACCUGGCUUCGCUGUUCAUCGCGGACUGCAUCAAAGAAAUCGACCACCGUCGCCAGUCCUCUACCAAGGGGCGGUUUCUGCGUGCCGCCUCGGCUCUCACGCUGGAAAUCACAAAGACCGGGGUCAAUGUCAUCUCCGAGAUAGCUGCCGUCUCUCUUUGA